AUGAUGUGUAAACUCUUUGUGUUCUUUGCGUUGCUUCUCACCGUCCUCGAACCUCUGCUGGGGCAUCCGCUGGUCCAUUCGGCAGAGAUGACCUACGCCAGGCCUGUUCUUGUAGAAGAGGAGCAGGUUAUCAGUCCAGAAGACCUGAGUUACUCGGAGCAAGCGUAUCUGUCCAGGGGCGCCGCGGGAUUCGGUUACCCAUCUCUCAUCACUGAAGACAUCAGCAGCGAUGGUCUCAGAACAGCUGGAUUUGUCCCAAGUCAAGCUGCAAAAGAAGUCUUGCUGGAAAAGCCGUUGUUGAGUCGCUUCCUGGGAGGCAGGAAGCAGUAUCGCAAACGAGGCAGCAACACAGAGUGUUUCUGGAAAUACUGCGUCUGAAACAUCCAGCACUUACACUGUCCUCAAUGCGCUUUAUGUGUAAUUUUCAACACUUACACACAAACUUUGUGAGCCUGAUGCACUAAAAUUGCAAAAAAAUAUAUAUUUAUGUUUGUAGGAUAAAAUAGUGGAUAAUUUAUUUGUACAUACCUGUACAAGC
Messenger RNA from Labeo rohita (rohu), 538 nucleotides. RefSeq names its product urotensin 2, beta (gene uts2b). The record is from RefSeq and is a predicted model, not a curated record. The transcript is spliced from 4 exons. Gene Ontology annotation, molecular function: hormone activity. Gene Ontology annotation, biological process: blood vessel diameter maintenance; regulation of blood pressure. Lineage: Eukaryota; Metazoa; Chordata; Actinopteri; Cypriniformes; Cyprinidae. Bases 1 to 378 code for a protein of 125 amino acids. Gene Ontology annotation, cellular component: extracellular region.